Molecule: messenger RNA, 2227 nt
Organism: Phacochoerus africanus (Common warthog)
Lineage: Eukaryota; Metazoa; Chordata; Mammalia; Artiodactyla; Suidae
Gene: NPL
Product: N-acetylneuraminate pyruvate lyase
Exons: 12
Coding region: 80-1039 (319 amino acids)
Biological process (GO): carbohydrate metabolic process; N-acetylneuraminate catabolic process
Molecular function (GO): 4-hydroxy-tetrahydrodipicolinate synthase activity; N-acetylneuraminate lyase activity
Source: RefSeq, a predicted model, not a curated record
CAAUAAAGAGCGCGCCUGUGCGGCGGGCGCGGAGCGCCGGAGACUGAGCAGCAGCGUGUGGGACUUUGUCAGCAGCUCAAUGGCCUCCCCGAAGAAGAAACUUCAAGGUCUCGUGGCCGCGACCAUCACGCCGAUGACUGAGCAUGGAGAGAUCAACUUUUCAGUCAUCGGUCAGUAUGUGGAUUAUCUCGUGGAAGUACAGGGAGUGAAGAAUAUCUUUGUGAAUGGCACGACGGGAGAAGGCCUGUCCCUGAGCAUCUCAGAGCGCUGCCAGGUCGCAGAGGAGUGGGUGACAAAAGGAAGGAACAAGUUGGAUCAAAUAGUAAUUCAUGUAGGAGCACUGAGCUUGAAGGAGUCUCAAGAACUGGCCCAACAUGCAGCAAAAAUAGGAGCCGAUGGCAUUGCUGUCAUUGCACCUUUCUUUCUCAAGCCCUGGAACAAAGAUAACCUGAUUAAUUUCCUGAAGGAGGUGGCUGCUGCUGCCCCUGCUUUGCCGUUUUACUACUAUCACAUUCCUGCCUUGACAGGGGUAAAGAUUCGUGCGGAGGAGUUGUUGGAUGGGAUUCAGGAUAAGAUUCCCACCUUCCAAGGGCUGAAGUUCAGUGACACGGAUCUCUUAGACUUCGGGCAGUGUGUUGAUCAGAAUCACCAGCGACAGUUUGCUUUCCUGUUUGGGGUAGAUGAGCAACUGUUGAGUGCUCUGGUGAUGGGAGCAACCGGAGCCGUGGGCAGUACAUAUAACUACCUGGGAAGAAAGACAAACCAGAUGUUGGAGGCUUUUGAACGAAAGGACUUCUCUUCAGCCCUGAAUCAUCAGUUUUGCAUUCAAAGAUUUAUCAACUUUGUGGUCAAACUAGGUUUUGGAGUGUCACAGACCAAAGCCAUAAUGACUCUUGUCUCUGGGAUUCCAAUGGGCCCACCCCGGCUUCCACUACAGAAAGCCUCCAGGGAGUUUACUGAUAAUGCAAAAGCUAAACUGAAGAGCCUGGAUGUCCUUUCUUUCACUGAUUUAAAAGAUGGAAACUUGGAAGCUUGUUAGCUAGUGCCUCUCUGUCAAAUAAGGGUGCGUACAUUGAGAUGUAAUUCACCUUGAGUAGUGCAUUCCUUCUCAAGGACUUUUUAGAUGAGCUUGAACUAAAGUUUCCUAGCAAAUGAAAUCUUUAUGUCAAUCAACAAGUAUUUAAAUACCUACUACGAUCCUUUAAAAGUUUUCAUUUGUGAAAGGGCAAAAAUUCUAAAAGGGGUCAAGAGCCCUAAGUCAUUCAGUAUUUCACAAAAUUUUGUGAAGAAAUUUUUGCUUCUAUGGAUGAGAUAGAAUCAAGAGGAAGAUUGUAAUUGAUUAGCUCCAUCUGUCUUUGGGAGCUCCCAUUAUCUUGAUUUCUGGUCCUUAAUCCCAGUUCUUAAUUUGAAAGUUUUCUAAUUUUAAACUGUUAGAAUGUACUUUCAUUUUAAUAAAUAUUCAUUUGGAAUCUAGGACAACUCUGAGCUGCUGCAUUUAGGCAAGCACACUAACUUUAAUGCCACAUUACAGCAUGACAGCUAUGUACAACUGUUAACACACCAGUUCUUGGCUGCUCAAUCUAACUCUAGAGUAUUUGCUUUCAGAUUAAUUGCAGUGUCAAAAACUUCCCCCAAAACAUUGGGUUAGGUGAAGCUUUGGUUCAGUUUCUCUAACCUGAGGGCCUAAUAGCAUAGGGUGGUUUUCAGAGAACAAAGGAAAGGCCUUCUCCCAAAAUGAUUCUAGUCUCUACUUGUUGCUAUAGAGAACUCAAAGUUGCAAAGAACCAAAGAGCUGGCACCACAAACUACCCCUUUCCUCAGUGGGAAGAAAGCAUCCCCCCCAGUGCCCUGAAUUAUCAGAAGUGAAAGCCAGUGUCCCUUCUGCAUGGAGCUCAGGGGGUAUUUCCCAGUCACAUAUUCAAGCAGUCACUUUUCAAUGAAAGAAGAUUUGAGGAGGACCCAAAGAUGUCACUUUAGCCUUCUCUACACACCUUCUUCCCUUUUCUUUUCCCCCCUCUGGAAUAUACCACUGGCUAUUCAGCCUCCUCUCUAACAAACCCUGGUGCAUGCUUUCUAGUGGCAAAACAGUAUCUAGUGUAUUGAUGGUCACCCCUUCAUGAAUUUAAACUUGACUGUUCAGUCUAUUAACUACCUAAGAUUUUAUUUUGUUUCUUAUCUAAUAGUCUGCUCAUUGGUAGAGGAAAAGGAUUUGAAAUUCAUAUCAGUU